Messenger RNA from Racocetra fulgida, 312 nucleotides. The record is from the annotation of a GenBank genome assembly. Lineage: Eukaryota; Fungi; Glomeromycota; Glomeromycetes; Diversisporales; Gigasporaceae.
GAGAAACUCAAAGAUUCAGAAAUUAUUAAAAUUGUUUUGUAUGAAGCAAAUCAGUAUGAAAAUGGAGAUUCUGAUGACUCAGAUGAGGAACAACCAAAAAUUUUUAUUUCAGAAGAGCUAAUGGACUUAAAUAAGUUCAUUAGUUUUUUUGAACAACAAACUGAUGCUAAUUUCAAAUCUGAAGAUCUCAAAAUUUUUCGAAAAUACUUGAUCUUAGUAAAUCGAAAAUAUAUUAAAUCUAAGCAUCAAACAUCUAUUAGUGAUUUUUUUAUAUCAGUAAAUAAUAAGGAAGAUUAUGAUGCCGAAUUGUGA